AUGGCGACGUCCGAUUCGAAAGCACCUCUGCGGACGGUGAAACGCGUCCAGUUUGGCAUUAUUUCGCCAGACGAGAUACGUCGUAUGUCAGUCACUGAUGGCGGCAUACGGUUUCCUGAAACUAUGGAAGGUGGCCGCCCUAAACUGGGUGGCCUCAUGGAUCCAAGACAAGGUGUCAUCGACAGGAAUUCCAGGUGUCAGACUUGUGCUGGCAAUAUGACAGAAUGCCCUGGUCACUUUGGUCAUAUAGAUCUAGCAAAACCAGUCUUUCAUGUAGGAUUCAUUACGAAAACUAUAAAAAUAUUAAGAUGCGUCUGUUUCUACUGCUCCAAACUGCUUGUUAACCCACAUAACCCAAAGAUUAAAGAAAUUGUUAUGAAGACAAAGGGCCAACCACGAAAGCGACUCGCAUUUGUUUAUGAUUUAUGUAAAAGCAAAAAUAUUUGCGAAGGCGGAGAUGAAAUGGAUAUUAAUAAGGAGAAUACGGAGAACCAGCCGCAAGACAGAAAACCAGGCCAUGGUGGUUGCGGUAGAUAUCAACCUAAUCUCAGACGAUCCGGUUUGGACGUCACUGCGGAGUGGAAACAUGUGAACGAGGAUUCGCAAGAGAAGAAAACGAUUCUCUCGGCCGAGAGGGCUUUUGAAAUCUUGAAGCACAUUAAGGACGAGGAGUCUUUUAUCUUGGGUAUGGAUCCGAAAUUUGCUCGACCAGAUUGGAUGAUAGUCACUGUGCUGCCGGUGCCACCGUUGUCCGUCAGACCUGCGGUCAUCAUGUAUGGUUCCGCCAAGAAUCAGGACGACCUGACGCACAAACUGGCAGACAUUAUAAAAUCAAAUAACGAGUUACUACGAAACGAACAGUCUGGCGCGGCGGCGCAUGUGAUUUCUGAGAAUAUAAAGAUGCUGCAGUUCCACGUAGCGACGCUCGUCGACAACGACAUGCCCGGCAUGCCCCGGGCAAUGCAAAAAUCUGGCAAACCGCUCAAGGCGAUCAAGGCUCGGCUGAAGGGAAAAGAAGGCAGGAUUCGUGGAAAUCUGAUGGGUAAACGCGUGGACUUCUCCGCGCGUACCGUUAUCACGCCGGAUCCCAAUCUACGUAUCGAUCAAGUAGGCGUACCACGCAGUAUUGCGCAAAAUUUGACGUUUCCUGAGAUCGUAACACCCUUCAACAUCGACAAGAUGCAGGUUCUGGUCAGGCGUGGCAAUUCGCAGUAUCCCGGCGCAAAGUACAUAGUUCGCGACAACGGCGAGAGGAUUGAUCUGCGUUUCCAUCCCAAGUCUUCGGAUCUGCAUCUGCAAUGCGGCUACCGAGUGGAACGACAUAUUCGCGACGGCGAUCUCGUCAUCUUCAAUCGUCAGCCCACCCUUCACAAGAUGAGUAUGAUGGGCCAUCGCGUCAAGGUGCUUCCUUGGAGUACAUUCCGUAUGAAUCUAAGCUGCACGUCACCUUAUAAUGCUGAUUUCGAUGGCGACGAAAUGAAUCUACAUGUGCCACAAUCGAUGGAGACCCGCGCGGAAGUCGAGAACAUUCAUGUAACACCGCGACAGAUUAUCACUCCACAGGCGAACAAGCCAGUCAUGGGAAUUGUACAAGACACUCUAACAGCAGUUAGGAAGAUGACUAAGCGCGACGUAUUUAUCGAAAAAGAGCAAAUGAUGAAUCUACUAAUGUUCCUACCCAGUUGGGAUGGCAAGAUGCCACAGCCAUGUAUUCUGAAGCCAAAACCGCUAUGGACCGGCAAGCAGCUAUUCUCUCUCAUCAUACCAGGUAACGUGAAUAUGAUACGGACGCACAGUACGCAUCCCGAUGAGGAGGACGACGGUCCGUACAAAUGGAUCUCACCGGGUGACACCAAGGUAAUGGUGGAACAUGGAGAACUUGUAAUGGGUAUUCUCUGCAAAAAGACUUUGGGUACUUCCGCCGGUUCUUUGCUUCAUAUUUGUAUGCUCGAACUGGGCCACGAGGUAUGCGGACGCUUCUAUGGCAAUAUUCAGACCGUCAUUAAUAAUUGGCUAUUACUGGAGGGACAUUCGAUUGGUAUUGGCGACACUAUUGCCGAUCCCCAAACAUAUUUAGAAAUCCAGAAGGCAAUCAAGAAAGCCAAAGAGGACGUGAUAGAGGUGAUCCAGAAGGCACAUAACAUGGAACUCGAACCUACGCCUGGCAACACACUUCGUCAGACUUUCGAGAAUCAGGUGAACAGGAUAUUGAACGAUGCCAGAGACAAGACCGGAGGCUCAGCCAAGAAGUCUUUAACAGAAUACAAUAAUUUGAAGGCUAUGGUGGUGUCGGGCUCGAAAGGCUCUAAUAUCAACAUCUCUCAGGUCAUCGCUUGUGUAGGCCAGCAGAACGUUGAGGGUAAGCGCAUACCCUUCGGCUUUCGCAAAAGAACGCUGCCGCAUUUCAUUAAGGAUGACUACGGACCAGAGUCCCGCGGUUUUGUCGAAAAUUCAUAUCUCGCUGGUCUCACGCCGUCCGAAUUCUAUUUCCACGCAAUGGGUGGGCGUGAAGGUCUUAUCGAUACCGCCGUAAAGACGGCCGAAACCGGUUACAUUCAGCGUCGUUUGAUAAAGGCUAUGGAAUCUGUAAUGGUACACUAUGACGGCACCGUGCGUAAUUCCGUCGGUCAGCUGAUUCAGCUGCGUUAUGGAGAGGACGGUCUCUGCGGCGAGACCGUUGAGUUCCAGAAUCUGCCAACGAUCAAGGUGAGCAACAAGGCUUUCGAGAAGAAGUUCAAGUUUGAUCCGACCAACGAGCGAUAUCUGCGGCGUAUAUUCAACGAGGACAUUGUCCGGGAGAUGAUGGGUUCCGGAGAGGUGAUAUCCGAAUUGGAAAGAGAAUGGGAACAGUUGAACAGGGAUCGCACUGUACUCCGGGAGAUAUUCCCGAGCGGCGAAUCCAAGGUUGUGCUGCCCUGUAAUCUGCAGAGAAUGAUUUGGAACGUGCAGAAGAUAUUCCACAUCAAUAAGCGAGCGCCGACCGAUCUCAGUCCCAUGAGGGUGAUUCAAGGUGUAAAGAACCUUCUGGAGAAGUGUAUCAUUGUCGCCGGAGACGACAGACUGAGCAAACAGGCGAACGAGAAUGCGACAUUGCUAUUUCAGUGUUUAGUGAGGUCGACCUUAUGCACCAAGUGCGUUUCUGAAGAGUUCAGGCUGUCUAGCGAAGCCUUUGAAUGGCUGAUUGGAGAAAUCGAAACGAGAUUCCAGCAGGCUCAAGUAUCCCCAGGUGAGAUGGUCGGUGCGUUGGCGGCUCAGUCUCUCGGUGAGCCUGCCACUCAGAUGACCCUGAACACUUUCCACUUUGCUGGUGUGUCAUCAAAGAACGUGACACUCGGUGUGCCCAGAUUAAAGGAAAUCAUUAACAUCAGUAAGAAACCGAAAGCGCCGUCUCUCACGGUGUUCCUGACGGGCGCAGCCGCACGUGACGCUGAGAAGGCGAAGAACGUGCUUUGUCGACUGGAGCACACGACGUUGAAAAAGGUGACGGCGAACACGGCGAUAUAUUACGAUCCGGAUCCGCAAAACACAGUGAUCGCGGAGGAUCAGGAGUUCGUCAACGUUUACUAUGAGAUGCCUGACUUUGACCCCACGAAAAUAUCACCGUGGUUGUUGCGAAUCGAACUGGACAGGAAACGGAUGACCGACAAGAAGCUGACGAUGGAACAGAUCGCGGAAAAGAUCAACGCCGGCUUCGGCGACGAUCUUAAUUGUAUAUUCAAUGACGACAAUGCUGAGAAGUUGGUACUACGUAUUAGAAUAAUGAACAGCGACGAUAACAAGUUCCAAGACACUGAUGAGGAGACUGUAGACAAGAUGGAAGACGAUAUGUUCCUUCGGUGUAUCGAAGCUAACAUGCUUAGUGACAUGACUCUGCAGGGUAUUGAAGCUAUCGGAAAGGUUUACAUGCAUUUGCCACAAACUGAUUCCAAGAAGCGCAUUGUUAUCACAGAAACCGGCGAAUUUAAAGCCAUCGCGGAAUGGCUUUUGGAAACCGACGGUACGAGCUUGAUGAAGGUAUUGAGCGAGAGAGACGUGGAUCCCGUGCGAACGUUCAGCAAUGAUAUUUGCGAGAUAUUCCAAGUGCUCGGCAUCGAAGCCGUGCGAAAGUCGGUGGAGAAGGAAAUGAACGCGGUAUUGCAGUUCUACGGUCUUUACGUGAAUUAUCGACAUCUCGCUUUACUUUGCGAUGUCAUGACAGCGAAGGGUCAUCUCAUGGCUAUAACACGUCACGGAAUCAAUAGACAAGACACCGGUGCUUUGAUGAGAUGUUCCUUCGAAGAAACGGUUGAUGUGUUACUGGAUGCCGCAUCUCAUGCAGAAGUAGAUCCAAUGAGAGGAGUAUCUGAAAAUAUUAUAAUGGGACAACUUCCACGAAUUGGAACAGGAUGCUUUGAUCUGUUACUGGACGCGGAAAAGUGCAAAUCUGGAAUCGAGAUUCCUAUGGCGGUUGGCGCGGGCAUGAUGGGAACAGCGGGAAUGUUCUUCGGCAGCGUAACUAGCAUGUCCAGCAUGAGUCCUCAAAUGACUCCUUGGAUGGGAGCUACACCUGGCUAUGGUGCAUCAAGUAUGUCGCCAGCAUUGAGCAGCGGUAUGACACCAGGUGGUGCGUGCUUCUCACCAUCGGGCGCAUCAGAUGCAUCGGGCUUAUCACCAGCAUACUCGGCUUAUUCACCACAACCCGGAAGUCCUGGUAGUCCAGGCCCAAGUAUGAGUCCAUUCCCAAUGUCACCGGCUGGUGCAGCAUCGCCCAGUUACUCUCCAACGUCACCGGCAUAUCUGCCCACAUCACCCAGCAUGACGCCCUCGAGUCCAAAUUAUUCGCCUACAAGUCCAACGUAUUCGCCAACCAGCCCGAAUUAUUCGCCCACUUCUCCGAGUUAUUCACCGACGAGUCCGAGUUACUCGCCCACUUCUCCAAGUUAUUCACCAACCAGCCCAAGCUAUUCGCCUACUUCGCCAAGUUAUUCACCAACCAGCCCAAGCUAUUCGCCUACAUCGCCGAGCUACUCACCAACCAGCCCAAGCUAUUCGCCGACAUCGCCGAGCUAUUCACCAACUUCGCCGAGUUAUUCACCAACGAGCCCGAGUUACUCGCCAACUUCGCCGAGUUACUCCCCUACAAGUCCAAGUUACUCGCCAACAAGUCCAAGUUACUCACCUACAAGCCCAAGUUAUUCACCAACUUCGCCGAGCUAUUCACCAAGCUCGCCUAACUACACACCUGCUUCGCCCUCGUAUUCGCCUACUUCACCCAGUUAUUCACCGAGCUCGCCGCAAUAUUCGCCGGCGAGUCCAAGCUAUUCCCCUAGCAGUCCCAAAUAUUCACCGACAAGCCCGAGUUAUUCUCCUACCUCUCCGUCAUUUGCCGGUACAUCACCGCAAUAUACGCCUGCGAGUCCCACGUACUCACCGACCAGCCCGACAUAUUCGCCUACAAGCCCGUCGUACUCGCCGAGCUCGCCGCAACAUACCACAACUGGCAGCACUCGGUAUUCACCCAGCAGCCCGAACUAUUCUCCUACCAGUCCAACGUAUUCGCCCACAAGUCCACAGUACUCGCCGUCAAGCACCAAAUAUUCGCCCACAAGUCCCACUUAUACGCCUACAAGCCCUAGUUACUCUCCAACGAGUCCGACGUAUUCACCGCCUGUACCAGGAUAUUCUCCCACGAGUCCCACAUAUUCGCCGGCGUCGCCUGCUUACGAAACCGAUGAAUAAUUUUUUUCACGUAUUUUUUCAUUAAUUAUAUUUAGGUACUUAUUUUAGCAAGUUAAUUGUAAGUCCGAUUGUAUAAUUAUUGUUGCACAUAGUUGCAAAUAGUUGCAAAUAAACUUAACAUGUUAAGAUGCUUCUUAUAUAACCUUUUUGGUACUUUAGUAAGUUGGGUGUGACGUAAUCAUGUCAGAAAUUCGAGAACGGUUAAGAGAAAAUGGAAAAAACAAAAAAAAAUAAACAGAAUUAUUAUCUAUCGACUAGAAAUAUAUAGUCGAUAAUUUUUUGGCUGUUAAUUACAGUCGAUAUCACAUAGCGCGUAGAUUGCGAUGCGCUUUCGCCACUCGUACCAGGAAGGUUGUGACAAAUAUGUUAACAAGAUGAAGUACAUGUCUGGAAAAUGCGAGUUUGCUGUGUAUUGAUUUGUAUGUUAUAGACAAACUGUGCAUGAGUAUGUUAGGGACCAGGGAAUUUUGUAAACCAUCAAUCGAUGAAACUAAUGAGAUCUAAAUGAAAACCAUAUUGAUGCAAGAAAUACGUAAAAAAAUUCAGGGGACUAUUAAUGCAAGCAAUGUAUAAAAAUUGUCAGGAAGAUUAUUUGUAUAUGCAUCUUUAUUACAACUAUACUUAUUACUAUUAUUCUUUUAGAGACACAAUUCAUCUUUUAGCAAGCUGUGUGUUCAAGACUACAACUUGUUGAUAUUUGUUGAAUAAAUGUCUUGAGAUCUGUGAUUCUAUUAGAGGAACGCGAAAACUUUAUUGAAUAUAUUGCUGUAUUGUUUCAGUUACAUUAAUAUUUUAUAACUGCAUUUUAUUAACGUUUUUGUUUCUCAUAUGCAACAAUCUUACAUUGGUACAAUUUUAGUUAGAUUCUUACAUUGGUACAAUUUUAGUUAGAUUCUUAUAGUGAUACAACUAUAAUAUUUUUCACAAAUAAAGUCAAAGAUAUAUAAAGAAAAAAUCAAUGACAAUAUCUUAAAAGACUCUACGUAUAAUAAUAUGCGAAAAUAAUAGCAUACAGGGUUUAUGAAUAGCUCAAAUGAUUUAUAUAAAAAGAGAAAUAGGGAAAAAUUCUUCAAAUAUUUAUUACAACUAUUGAAAUAUAUUGAUUAAACCGACAAGAAAAAUUAACUUAGAUAUUAAAUUAGCUGAAUAUCAUAUUAAAUGGAGAGAUUUUAUGGAGAUAGAUAAGUAUUAAAAUCAUUUUUUAAAUAUUUUGUACAGCAUAAACUUAGAGGAAGAAAUUAAUAUGUACAAUUUUAAUAUGUAUUUAUGUAGCAAGUACCUGCAAUUUUUGUAUUUUAAAUUCUUGAAAAUUAAAAAAAUUAAAAUCACUAAUCUUUUUAUAUAGCAAACAAAAUGUUAAACUAACAUAAAUGUAUCAAUGCGAAAUCUUUCAAAACCUUAUGUGAGAAUGUAUAAAAUAGGAAAAAUAUAGUAUCUAAUUAUGUAAAAUU
Molecule: messenger RNA, 7169 nt
Organism: Solenopsis invicta (red fire ant)
Lineage: Eukaryota; Metazoa; Arthropoda; Insecta; Hymenoptera; Formicidae
Gene: RpII215
Product: DNA-directed RNA polymerase II subunit RPB1
Exons: 7
Coding region: 1-5718 (1905 amino acids)
Biological process (GO): transcription by RNA polymerase II
Cellular component (GO): RNA polymerase II, core complex
Molecular function (GO): DNA binding
Source: RefSeq, a predicted model, not a curated record